AAAACCCUAAAAAAUCUAUUUCCAGUCGUUACACAACACACCUGCCUGCAAAUCAAUCAAAUUCAUUUUCAACAACAAUGGGGAAGAAGAAGAAGUUCAUCGACAAGAAGAAAGCCGCAACUUUCCAGUUAAUCUCACGCGACUCCUCCGACCCAAAUUACUCCGAAGACCCCUCCGGCGACCGAGUGUUCGUCAGGGUUGACGGCAACUCAGAGAAACCCUUUUUCGACGAUGAUAACGACGGAAUAUUCGACGAUGCUCCUGAAGAUUACAGCGAUGAUGAAUCCGGCGGUCAGGAUCGGAGCUUUGAGGAGCAGAUGACGGCGGGACGGUUGCCGGGUAAUUCCUCGUUGCCUGAUGAUGUGAGGAGAGAGAUAUUGGAGUUAGGGUUUCCGGAUGAUGGGUAUAAUUAUCUGUCUCAUUUGAGGGAGAUUAGGGUUACUGGUGGUGGGUCGUCGUUUUAUCAGAAUCCUAAGGCUAGACCGGACCAGUUACCUCGUGAUGUCAAGGCAUAUGAUGCAUCUAGAAUCGAUGUUUCCAAGGCAAACGAUGAGGAUUCUUACAAGAACUCAAUCUACGGUGUCGCAGUCAAAACCGUUCCUGUGAGAAUUCAAAAAGCGAUUGAUCCUGAAGUGGCUGCACUGCUAGAUGAUAGUGACCAAUCGCGUUUUGGUUCAGACGUUGAAGACUUGGAAGAAGAUUUUGUUAUAAAUGCAAAUCUUCCAGAUGAAUCAGAAGAUGUUCAACUCGAUAACAAGUUAACUUCAACCGAAAAAUCAUACGCAAACAGCAAAGAAGAUGAUUAUUAUACGAAGCCCUCACAAGAUAACUUCCUUCACAACAUUGCUAGUUCAGAAACUUUGGUUAAUGCAAAGCCUAGAGAACGUCGGCCUUUGGAUGAACAGUUUGAUAUGCUUGAACUUCAGGAAUACGGUACAGAUGAUGAAUCUGAGUAUGAUAACGCCGGAUCCGAAGAUUACGAGUGUCACGACUCUCUUGCAGAAAAGCUAAACAACGUUCCGUUAGAAAUGGAUGGAAAAUAUAAACUUCUUUCAAACGACAAAAAUAUAGAAGAAGAGCCCGUUACACUAGAAACCGCAGCCGAUCUGAGGCCUCGGUGCAUGCAAUACGCUGAACAGUUUGAAAAUGAAAACGAGAAUGACAAAGAAGACGUGUUUCUAGAAGAAAGCAGCGAUGAAUCCGAAGGCUGGGAUUGCGAGACUAUUAUAACUACCUACUCAAAUCUCGAUAACCACCCGGGGAAGAUUGAAGCCCCGGGGGGAAGGAGAAAGAAGAAGUUGACUGAAACGGUCAACAAGGCGUUUGAUACUCCGGCUCAUGUAAUCACUCUUAAAGGAAAAGAAAUGCUCCCGGUUGACUUUUUGCCUCACGGCAGGACUUCUGUUAUGGAUGUGAAAGAUAAGAACAAACCAAAGAAUGUGCCGCUUCCGAGGAAGAAACUUGGUCUAGAAACGAAGGAAGAAAAGAAAGAGCGAAAGGCUGCGGUGAAGGAAGAAAAACGAGAGGCGAGGCGCGCUAAAAAGGAUUUAAAGGGGUUAUACAAGAGUGAAGCUCAACAAGCUCAGAAAGUUGCUGCUUCUACUGGCCCAUCUUCCAUUCAUCUUAUGUAACAUGUAUUUUGUUUUUCAGCUGCACUUUUUUUUUUUAAUUUUGUACUGGUUUAAGUUAUAAAAGUUGAACAAGGCGCGAGUUACAAGCAAAAUCUAUGUGUAGACCAAUGCAUAAAUAUUAGUGAUUCAUGUUUUAAGGAUGAAA
Messenger RNA from Helianthus annuus (common sunflower), 1776 nucleotides. Its product is annotated as protein LTV1 homolog. Gene Ontology annotation, cellular component: cytosol; nucleus; preribosome, small subunit precursor. The transcript has 4 exons. The coding region runs from base 78 to 1631 and encodes 517 amino acids. Lineage: Eukaryota; Viridiplantae; Streptophyta; Magnoliopsida; Asterales; Asteraceae. The record is from RefSeq and is a predicted model, not a curated record. Gene Ontology annotation, biological process: ribosomal small subunit export from nucleus; ribosomal small subunit biogenesis.